This is a messenger RNA of Lycium barbarum (goji berry), 1134 nucleotides long. RefSeq lists its product as uncharacterized. The transcript has 5 exons. Gene Ontology annotation, biological process: proteolysis. Gene Ontology annotation, cellular component: cytosol. Bases 213 to 866 code for a protein of 217 amino acids. Gene Ontology annotation, molecular function: pyroglutamyl-peptidase activity. Lineage: Eukaryota; Viridiplantae; Streptophyta; Magnoliopsida; Solanales; Solanaceae. The record is from RefSeq and is a predicted model, not a curated record.
ACUUACCGCCAAUCCAAACAGGCUCUAGCUAGAUACCAAGUACUGCCAAUCUAAUUCCAGCUCACAACCUACUACUCUCUUGGCUUUCUUCUAUAUUUGAUAGUCCCAAGAAAGAAAGAAACAAGUGGUAGAAUCCUCCACAUCAUUUAGUAGGUAAUUAAUUUUGGAAGCUAUCAAGUAGUAGGAAUCCUAUUCGUGUUUUGAACGAGGAAAUGGGAUCGGAGGGGCCAAAAUCUGUGACCAUUCAUGUAACGGGGUUCAAGAAAUUUCACGGUGUUGUUCAGAAUCCUACCGAGACAAUAGUUAAUGGCUUGAAAGAUUAUGUUGAAAAGAGAGGAUUACCUGCCGGUGUGACCUUGGGUAGCUGUACUGUUCUUGAAACAGCUGGAGAGGGUGGACUUCCGACAUUGUUGAAGGUCAUAGAGUCAGAGUCUUCGUCAACAAACAGUUCAAAUAAUGGACAAGUCAUAUGGCUUCACCUUGGAGUAAACAGUGGAGCAACAAAGUUCGCAAUUGAGCGGCUGGCAGUAAAUGAAGCCACAUUUCGUUGUGCAGAUGAGCUUGGUUGGCAACCUCAGCGAUUGCCUAUUGUUCCAGAAGAUGGAGGAAUAAAUCAAACAAAAAAGACGUCUUGCUCUACUGAGUCGAUUCUGGAGUUCUUAAAGAAGAAAGGCUUUGAAGUAACCAUGUCCGACGAUGCUGGCCGUUUUGUGUGCAAUUAUGUAUAUUACCAUUCUCUCCGGUUUGCAGAGCAAAAAGGUUACAAAUGUCUCUUUGUCCAUGUUCCCACCUUUAAUAGAGUGAAUCAGGAGGAACAAAUGGAAUUUGCAGUUGCUCUGCUGGAGUCUAUCGCCGCAACUUGCUGAUAUCAGUUCAAUGGCUUCAAAUCGAAUUCAUAGUUUCAAACUUUCUGUUGUUUUGUUAUGUAUUCUGAUUUUCCUGUAAAUAGACUCCCAUGUGCAAAUGAACAUCAGUUCAUGUUUCCGUUGAAGUUCUAGGUUUGUGAAAGACCUGUCUGUUGAUUUAUUGAGGCUGUCUUAUUUCUUUCACUUUUGGUGUUCUAUUAUCCAAUGUAGAUAACGUUGUUGACAAUGGCUAUGAAUAUGAUGGUGAAAGUCAUAUGAAUUCCUUAUA